AUGCCAUCCAUCCCAAUCCCGCCCUCCAUUCCUCUCAAACUCCUCCCAUCCAUCGAAAUGAGGGAGAUUUACUCACCAGACCUUUUGGCGACGGCAACGACGACGAGGAGAGACUUUCUUGCACUGAUGGACAGACUCUCACAACACCUGCAAACUGGAUCACCGGUACCGGCGCCCAAUUUGGAUAGUCCACCCCGGCUGGCACUUUCCCUCAGCGCUCAGCUUGGCGCAGCCGCAUGUCAUCCUUUGCUCAUCCUCUUGACCCGGAACUCGACGACUGCCGUCCAUUCUUCCGUGCCGCACGUCUACAAGGGCAUACCGCCGUUCACCGCAAACCCUCUUGUCACCGAUUGGCAAAGCUACCUGCACCCCUAA
Molecule: messenger RNA, 375 nt
Organism: Cyclocybe aegerita
Lineage: Eukaryota; Fungi; Basidiomycota; Agaricomycetes; Agaricales; Hemipholiotaceae
Source: the annotation of a GenBank genome assembly